Messenger RNA from Belonocnema kinseyi, 1155 nucleotides. RefSeq lists its product as uncharacterized. The record is from RefSeq and is a predicted model, not a curated record. NCBI's taxonomy places the organism in Eukaryota, Metazoa, Arthropoda, Insecta, Hymenoptera, Cynipidae. The transcript has 2 exons. Bases 250 to 990 code for a protein of 246 amino acids.
UUCUCUAAAAAAAUAUGUAGUUACUUCGUGGUACAUACGUUACUCUAUGUAUGUACUCUUUUGGUUGCAAUUGUAAGGGGAUUGUUGAUAAAAUUGUUUAUUUGUGCUCUUUACAAAAUAUAAACAUCAUAUAUUUCAAAAUCUUCUGCAAUUUUAAACCUUUUCUUGGCACGAGAGUGAUAACAAAAUUAUUACUCACAAGAAAAGUGUUAUUAUCGUGACACUGCAUCUCUAAAAAUACUUCUAAAAAUGUCUGCUCUGCCACUAUCAUUCGCAAGUUGCAAUAAUUUGGAAAAAUUCACAUCGUUGUCAGAAUCACUAUCAUUAGCUGAAAAAGAAUGCAACAAAUUUAGAAUAAUAAAUACAACACAAUCCAACCUAAGGAGUAUUUCACAGGAACUAGACCCACGACAUCGUUCUAGAAUUAGUCAGAAAUGUAAACGAAAAAUGGACCAGUUUCGUGGUAAAGACAGUAUUUUUAAACGACCUGAGUGUCCUGCUCCAUCCCGUGCUAUUCCUAGAAGCAUUCCAGAUCACCAUAAAAAUCCUCAUAAGUGGACAAAGUAUAGCCUCGGCGAUGUUUCCAAUGCUGACAUGUCUGACAGGAGCAAUGCCCAAGCAGCGUUUUCCUUCCUAAAUGAUUUAAAGUCUCGAAAACAACUUACUUGCGGGUCCUCAGAAGAAGAGGAAUCAAUGCAAAUCGGUGAGCCAGUAUUAUUCAAGUCGAAAAAUAGAACUAAUUCUCAAAUUCAGUUCCGAAAACCAAAGAAUGAUACGACAGGAAAAAUAGCCGAUUCUUCAGACACACCAGAAAAUGAUAAAAAGGCAAUAUUCAGAAACAGUAAAGUUGUUAUGCCAGAAUAUAUAGUUGGUCAGAAGCCAAUAAAGAAGAUCCAUAAAAAGGACAAUUCAGAAGCUGACAAUCGUUCGAAGAAUGUUAAACUGGAUCAUUUACAAGAUGCUGAAGAAGAAGAAGAAGAGGAAAGUUAAGAUUAAAAUAUGGUAAAACAAGAGAUUAUAGUUUUUUAUUCAUUUUCGGGGUCACGUGAACCUGUAAAGCAUUCCACAGGUUCCUAAUAUCGACCAGAUUAAAUUAAUUACAGUAUUGUGUAAAAUGCUGAACAAAAAUAAACGAAAUAAUAUGUUAAAAUAGAA